UGUACUUUAGUUUGGCACCCAAAAAAUCACCACUUUCAAAGUAAAAUGUUCUCCUCUGCACUUGCAUUUUUCUUAUGGCAGCCGAAUGAAUAUGUCAAGUUUUACAUGCUCAACUACUCAUUCACUGUGUCUUUCCUUCCAAAUUUUUUUUUCUAAAUCACUUAACUCAGCAGUUUUCUCAACCUAUCUCACCAUGUCAUUUUCUCUGUUCAAGGUGCUGCAUACAUGGAUUCAAAUAUUAAGGUAUUGGUGUGUGUCGAUCGAACAUGGGAUACUCUUGAAAAUUUCACUUCGAAGUACGAUACUGUCAUUCAUGUCCCUUCUUACUGCUCUCUGUGCUCGCUCAUUGACACUGUUAAAGCAGACAUUAGUAUGGAUUGGUCUCAAAUUGAUAUUCGUUUCUCCUACAUUGUUGCGAUGUGUCCACCGCCUAUCAUUAUAGCGGAUGAUUCUGAACUACUUUUUUAUUUGAAGUUGAAGUGCCACAAAAAUGAGAUGUCAUACCUCCCAUUAUGCAUCGAGUUUUUACCUAGUGCCAAAGCUAGUCCUCCCAGUGCUUUACCCAACCCCUCCUCAGCUCCUGAUUCAGUAUGUGAAAUGGCCAACACUCCACUUUCAAUGGCGUCGACUCCAAAGCAAACGUGGCAAACCAGCUCAAUCUGCAUUCCAAAUGAAAUCCCCAAUGGAAUGUCUGAACCCUCAAACGAUAAUGCCUUUCAUGGAGAUCAUGAGUUACAUAAUAAUGUUGUGUUGGAUGGAAUUUCGAAUAUUUCAAAACAUCCAUAUACUCAGGCCCCUCACUCGUCUCAUGCUGAUACUCCAUCUCUUAAAAAAUCUCUUAGCUUCAAUGACAACACAAAACGAACCAACCGAUGCAAACGUAAGAGAAUGCCGACUAAUGCAGUGGACGCAAUUUCACAUUAUCACCCAACCACUAUUCAAGUUGAUAGCAUUUACAAGUCUAAGGAAGACCUUUGCCACCAUCUCCAGAUGUUUGGCUCAUAUCAUUCCUGCCCUGUUGAUUUUCGGGAAGGAGAUCACAGACAAGCGACGUCAGCAUUCAUAGCUGACCUAGUCCGCCAUCGCUACGUGGAUGCUACAAGAAAACAGUACUCUCCUAAUGACAUACGGGACGACAUGCGGCGGGAGUUUGGCAUUGCAAUGUCAUAUAGGAAAGCACAGCUCGUGAAACAGAAGGCAUUGAACAAAUUGUAUGGAACCGAUGAAGAAUCAUACCAACAACUACCAUCCCUGUGCUAUAUGUUGGACACAACGAACCCUGGCUCUUCAAUCCACUUGGCUAGGUCUGAGGAUCACAUAUUCAAAUAUUUGUUCUUCUCUCUAGCCCCUUGGAGACAAGCAUGGGAUCACUGCGCUUCGGUUCUAGUCAUUGAUGGAACGUUCAUGAAAUCUUAUUACAAAGGAACAUUAUUAACCGCUUGCUGCCAGGAUGCUAUUAAACAACUUGUCCCCAUUGCCUUUGGAAUAUGUGAUGCAGAAGAUAAGGAAUCAUGGACGUGGUUUCUAACUCAGUUGAAAACCUCCUUGACGGCGAGACAUGAUCUUUAUAUCGUGUCUGACCGCCACGAAGGUAUCAUUCAUGCCAAUCAAAACGUAUUCCCCAACGCAGGACAUGGGUUCUGCACUGAACACAUUGCCCAAAACAUGUGUGUCAAAUUCAGAGGCCCUAAAGAAGACCUAACCUGGAUGUUCAGGAAAGCUUCACGUGCAACAACCGAGGUGGAGUGCGAGGAGUAUCUUCAAAUGCUGGACGAGCAAGACCAUCGCAUACGUGCAUACCUCUCAAAAAUUGGUCAAACAAGAUGGGCACGCUGUAAAAGUGGGCCACACCGGUUCUCCGUGAUGACUUCCCAUGCGGUUGAAUCAAUGAACAAUGUCAACAACUCCGCACGCGAAUACCCCAUUUCCAAGCUAGUCGAUUUUAUUCGUGAAAGGAUGCAGAAAUGGUUUCAUGAACGAUUUCAGGCAGCUUCGUCUACCACAACCAUUCUACCAAAGAAGCUUGAGUCGGAGUUAAUAUCACUACAACGUGAUGCAUUUAAGAUGAAGGUCAAGCCAGCCUGCCCAUACGAGUUCAAGAUUGUUGACAGGUGGACGCGAAGUUUUGUGGUCAACCUUAGAGACAAGACGUGUACAUGCGAUAAUUUUCAAUUGGAUCAAUUUAUCUGUGUGCACGCCGUAGCCGCAGUUGCAUCCCGUCCAGGAUUGUCAUGUUACAAUUUCAUCUCACCUUAUUACAAACGUGAAUCAUUGCUAGCCACCUACAGCGGUAUUGUGCACCCAUUAGGUGACAAGUCUUCGUGGGACAUCCCGUCCGGCGUCCAAUCAAUACCGUGCAGGCCCCCAUCAUGCAGCAAGCGCCCUCGUGGCAGGCCAAAGAAGCGAAGGCUACCGUCCAUUGGUGAAUUCCAUUAUGCAAACCGUCGGAAAAAACAGAAGUGCACCCGCUGCUUGAAGACAAGACACAAUAUGAAAACAUGCAAAAACCCAAUACCAGCGUGACAAUUCAUUAUUUUUUAAAUAAAUGACUGCGUUGCAAUCAAAUUACCUCCCAUAAAUAGUGGAAGACAUAACACAUCCUUUUUAAAUGUAAUUGGAUGGGGACACAGUGCUUGUUAGGUUUCAUUGUUUGAAUCGUUAACAACCUCACCUCUUAUGAUCUACACCUUAUUAAACCCUUUUUUUUAUGAUGUUGCAAUGUGUAAAGAAUAAUGUUUAUUAAUCUGU
Molecule: messenger RNA, 2748 nt
Organism: Cuscuta campestris
Lineage: Eukaryota; Viridiplantae; Streptophyta; Magnoliopsida; Solanales; Convolvulaceae
Source: the annotation of a GenBank genome assembly